Telopea speciosissima is the source of this 985-nucleotide messenger RNA. RefSeq names its product probable protein phosphatase 2C 74. The record is from RefSeq and is a predicted model, not a curated record. Gene Ontology annotation, biological process: protein dephosphorylation. The transcript has 5 exons. Gene Ontology annotation, molecular function: cation binding; protein serine/threonine phosphatase activity. The coding region runs from base 1 to 906 and encodes 301 amino acids. NCBI's taxonomy places the organism in Eukaryota, Viridiplantae, Streptophyta, Magnoliopsida, Proteales, Proteaceae.
AUGACUUCUGAAGAGGUUAAAACAUCUACAAGGGCUUGGAAGAGACCUCCAAAAAUUAUUAUACCAGAGUCUCCAGUUUGUGAUUUUAGUGAUGUGGGUGAGGUUUUAGAUAAUAAGGAUUUUGAGGUUCAAGGUAGAGAUUACUUUCUAGCAAGUAGAAGAGGAAGAAGACCGGUCAUGGAAGAUGGAUUUAGUGUUAUAAUUGAUAUUUUGGGAGACCCUAAGCAGGCAUUUUUUUGUAUCUUUGAUGGCCAUGGAGGCCGUGCAGCUGUGGACUAUGUUACUGAAAAUUUAGGGAAUAAUAUUGUAGUAGCUAUUGGGGAAGUUGGCAAAGCAGAAGAUCAGGUAGAACAAGCUAUUAGGAAAGGCUAUUUGACUACAGAUAAAGAUUUUCUCUCUAAGGGUCUUUCCAGUGGAACAUGUGUAGCUACUGUGCUCUUGAAGGAUGGAGAAUUAUAUGUAGCAAAUGCUGGUGAUUGUAGAGUAGUUCUGUGUAGGAAGGGAAUAGGGGAAGCAUUAACAAGUGACCACCGUGUUAGUAGAGAAGAUGAGCACUCUCGAAUUGAGAACUUGGGAGGUUAUGUGAGUUAUCACAAUGGAGUCUGGAGAGCUCAAGCUACCUUGGCAGUAUCUAGAGCAAUAGGGGACCAGAGUUUGAAGGAAUGGAUAAUAUCUGAACCAGAGAUUAAGAAGCUUCAUUUAACAUCAGAUUGUGAAUUUUUGAUAGUGGCUUCAGAUGGAUUAUGGGAUAAGGUAAAUAAUCAGGAGGCAGUUGAUGUUGUCUUAAGGCACAAGAUCACCUUAGAAUCUUGCAAAAAAUUGGUAGAUAUAUCUUCUCGCCGGGGCAACAAGGACGACGCGACGGUAAUGGUGAUCAAUCUUCAAAAUUUUGUGAGGAUAAGGUGAACCACCAUGAUCAGAUGGAUAGCCAUGGUUAAUCUCUUCUGAUGAGAAGAAGGAAUAACAUAUAUAGAAACUAUGAAAG